Messenger RNA from Scomber japonicus (chub mackerel), 1551 nucleotides. RefSeq names its product mitochondrial ribosome recycling factor (gene mrrf). Gene Ontology annotation, cellular component: mitochondrion. The coding region runs from base 93 to 863 and encodes 256 amino acids. The record is from RefSeq and is a predicted model, not a curated record. The transcript has 7 exons. NCBI's taxonomy places the organism in Eukaryota, Metazoa, Chordata, Actinopteri, Scombriformes, Scombridae. Gene Ontology annotation, biological process: translation. Gene Ontology annotation, molecular function: ribosomal large subunit binding.
CCCCGGACGCGUGCUGAUGACUACUUAAAUGUGAAACGCUGCUUUUCCCCCUUGCCUGACAUGCUCCUGUGAAGUAUUAAAGCUUGAGAGACAUGAUGGCCAUGAAUCAUCUGAGCCUGCUUCGUCCUCUGCUGUGUCAGUCUCUGGUACGACAUGUCAGGUGUCCCCUCGCGGCCACCACCAGAGCCCCUAUUCUGCUCCCCAACACCACCUACUACCCUGCUGCGUGCGCCCGGCUUUACGCCACCAAGAAAGCAAAAGCCAAGGCAAAGGGCCAGUCAGCUAAGAUGAAUAUUAACUCGGCUCUGGUGGAAGACAUCAUCAAUCUGGGUGAAGUGAAGGAGGACAUGACAGCUGUUGUCAAUGCACUCAAAGAUGACUUCACACGCAACCUCAGCAUUCGAACCUCGCCAGGAGCUCUGGAUCACAUUGUGGUGACAACUCAAGAUGGGAAGUUCCCUCUCAACCAGCUGGGUCAGAUCUCCAUGAAAUCACCUCAGUUCAUUAUGGUCAACAUGAGCGGCUUCCCUGAGGCUACAGCGGCUGCCGUCCGUGCUCUGAGAGAGAGUAGCAUGAACCUAAACCCAGAGGUGGAUGGAACGAUCAUCAAGGUGGCCAUUCCCAAAGUAACACGAGAACACAGAGAGAACCUUUCCAAGGUGGCCAAACAGUUGAGCAACAAGGCCAAAGACUCGCUAAGGAGAGUGAGAUCUAAUGCCGUCACAGAGGUCAAAAAGGCAAAGGAGGGACACUCAGAGGACAUCAUACGUCUCAUAGAAAAACAGAUUCAGCAGAUGGCCGACAACAUAGCAGCGGACAUUGACAAACAGCUUGCAGCCAAGACCAAGGAGCUGUUAGGCUGACUGGAACCAUUAAAAGAAACGGACAGAUCUUAUUUUUGAUUGUUAAUCAUUUGGUUAUAGCUGUACAGAUGUACGUACAGAUGGACACACUCAACAGCAGCAACAUGUCAUUUGGAUCAUGUUGACAAUGGACAUUUACUGGAUCACAAUGGGGGUAGUGUUUGAGUCUUGUUCUCAUGAUGAGCGAACUAGUCUGAAAGCUUCACACAGAAGACAGAGUCUGGUUCCUGUUUGGGUUCCCUUGGCAAGCACUGGGCUUUGGUGCCUGCCCACAUCACCGGCAAGGCUCUGCUCUUCACUGCUGGGUGAUAUCUGUGUUUAACCAUCAGUACAUAAACAGAAAUUGGCACGGAAACAACUACAGCGACAGACUGCCAGUCACCUCCCUCCUCCCUUGUUACUCUUCCUGUCUUCAAACAAACACCAAGCGGGGGACGAAUGGACUUUUAAUGGGAUUUGUGGGCCUCCUCCUAAUCAAACCCCUUGCCACAAGGACUGUCUGUUUAUAUAAAACAAGCGCACCCGUCUAAAUGUAAACUGGCUGUGGGUUUGUCUUGGUGGCAAGAGCGAGAGAAAGGGAGAGAGGGAGUUUGUUCCAGAGACGCAGGAGCCGGCUGAGCAGAUAUCAUUAGCGUGUUGCCAAACAUUUGUUUCGCAUUGAUUAAAAAAUGCACUUGAGUAAAAAAAA